Messenger RNA from Pristis pectinata (smalltooth sawfish), 1140 nucleotides. RefSeq names its product opsin-5-like. Gene Ontology annotation, biological process: G protein-coupled receptor signaling pathway. Gene Ontology annotation, cellular component: membrane. Lineage: Eukaryota; Metazoa; Chordata; Chondrichthyes; Rhinopristiformes; Pristidae. The record is from RefSeq and is a predicted model, not a curated record. The transcript is spliced from 6 exons. Gene Ontology annotation, molecular function: G protein-coupled receptor activity. Bases 1 to 1140 code for a protein of 379 amino acids.
AUGGCUCUCCACAAUAGUCCAUGGAGGAACCACAACAGCACCUUCCCCCUCAAAGAGUCUUACAUCUCAGAGCAAGGGGAGACUGUAAUUGGCAUCUACCUGCUGAGUCUUGGCUGGCUCUCCUGGUUUGGAAACAGUGUGGUGAUCUUUGUGCUCUACAGACAGAGAGCAACACUACACCCGCCAGAUUACUUAACCUUUAACCUGGCCAUCUCCGACGCCAGCAUUUCACUCUUCGGCUACUCCCGUGGGAUUAUAGAGAUUUUCAAUGUAUUCCGAGAUGACGGUUUUCUGAUUACAUCUAUAUGGACCUGUCAGGUUGACGGUUUCCUCACACUUCUGUUCGGCCUGGUUAGCAUUAAUACACUGACAGUGAUCAGUAUCGUAAGAUACAUUAAAGGCUGUCAUCCAUACAGAGCUCACUGUAUCAGCCCGGGGAGUAUAAUCGUGUCGCUGACCCUGGUCUGGGCUGCUGCUCUCUUCUGGUCUGGAGCACCACUGUUCGGCUGGGGAAGUUACACAGACCAGCUGUACGGGACAUGUGAGAUCGACUGGGCCAGAGCAAUGUUCUCCACCGUUUACAAAUCCUACAUUAUCUCGGUCUUUGUCUGCUGCUUCUUUCUGCCGGUGAUUGUCAUGGUCUUCUCUUACGUCUCGAUCAUCAAGACGGUGAAGUCAAACCGGGCGUUGACGGGAGGUGCCGAGGUGGGAGAGCGCCAGAGGAAACUAGAGAGGGAUGUGACUCGGGUCUCCAUGGUGAUCUGCACGGCGUUCCUCAUUGCCUGGUCACCGUACGCGGUAAUCUCCAUGUGGUCAGCAAGCGGCCGAUAUGUCCCAAAGCUCACCAGCCUGCUCGCCAGCCUGUUUGCCAAGUCUGCCAGCUUCUACAACCCCAUCAUCUACUUCGGGAUGAACUCCAAGUUUCGCCGGGACGUCUGCGUACUCCUGCUCUGCGCCGCGGACAAGGAGGGAGUCAAACUCAGGCGGGUGAAGCGCUGCCCAGAGAGGGACCUGGAGCAGGAGGCAGCGGUGCCCAGGGGCAGUCUCAGCUCGGGGCAGCAGAGCCCGGGACACGGCGAGCGGGAAUGGUCCUACCUUCCCAACAGCCAGAACUCUGGCUACGUGUGUGAGAGGUUGUAG